GAACAAAAUUUUGAAGUAGAGGACUAUAAUUUCUGUAGAAGCUAUGGCACUUCGAUCACUAAGCAGGAGGCUGGGGAGCAGAGUUUUGAGUUAUCGUUCCUCUAUUUCUUCGCUUCAUUCUCACGCCACAAGUUUCGACUCGUUGGGAAGCUGAGUCCAUUUGCAGGGAUGAAGCAUCUUGAUGUGGCCGGUGGAACAGGUGAUGUUGCGUUUAGGAUCUAUGAUGCUGUUUACAGUGUGAAACGAAGAGCAUUGCAGAAAGUUGACGAGGCUUCACUUGAAGAAACUCAGAUAUACGUAUGUGACAUUAAUCCCAACAUGUUAAACGUUGGGAAACAGCGCGCUGCUGAGAGAGGUCUAAGAGAUAACAAGUCACUCGUAUGGGUGGAAGGAGAUGCAGAGGCCCUGAGUUUCGAUGACAAUUCGAUGGAUGGAUACACUAUUGCAUUUGGAAUAAGGAAUGUCACACACAUCGAAAAGGCUCUCGCAGAGGCUUAUAGGGUACUAAAACGGGGAGGAAGAUUCUUGUGCCUUGAGCUAAGCCAUGUAGACAUUCCGGUCUUCAAAGAUCUAUACGAUUUGUAUUCUUUCCAGGUGAUUCCAAACUUAGGGGAACUGAUUGCCGGUGACCGUGAAUCAUAUCAGUACUUGGUUGAGAGUGUUCGUCGGUUUCCUCCUCAGGAGCGAUUUGCAUCGAUGAUCGCAGACGCAGGAUUUGAGAAGGUGGAGUACGAGAACCUUGUUGGUGGAGUUGUCGCCAUUCACUCUGCCAUAAAGCUCUAA
Molecule: messenger RNA, 783 nt
Organism: Thlaspi arvense
Lineage: Eukaryota; Viridiplantae; Streptophyta; Magnoliopsida; Brassicales; Brassicaceae
Source: the annotation of a GenBank genome assembly